Pipra filicauda (Wire-tailed manakin) is the source of this 2778-nucleotide messenger RNA. RefSeq names its product microcephalin 1 (gene MCPH1). Gene Ontology annotation, biological process: cerebral cortex development; mitotic cell cycle. Bases 62 to 2584 code for a protein of 840 amino acids. The record is from RefSeq and is a predicted model, not a curated record. Lineage: Eukaryota; Metazoa; Chordata; Aves; Passeriformes; Pipridae. The transcript is spliced from 15 exons.
GCCGGCGCGGGGGCGGGUUUGAACGGUGGCGGGCGUCGGAGCCUCCCGGGUUGUGGCGCCAAUGGAGCCCGUUCUGACAGGUGUUUCUGCAUUUGUAGAAGUUUGGUCAUCUAAUAGAACAGAAAAUUACUCAAAAACCUUUGAACAGCAACUUCUUGAUAUGGGAGCCAAAGUCUCAAAAACUUUGAACAAACACGUGACCCAUGUAGUCUUCAAGGAUGGACGUUUGACUACAUGGAAAAAAGCACAGAAGAUGGGCGUAAAAACAGUUUCUGUACUUUGGGUGGAAAAGUGUCAAGAAACUGGAGUACGUGUUGAUGAGUCCUUAUUUCCUCCACUGAACACUAGUGAAGGAUUUCCACUACUGAUCAAAAAACACAAAUGUAUGCAGCCAAAAGAUUUUGUUGAAAAAACUCCAGAAAAUGAUAGAAAGCUUCAGAGAAGACUGGACCAGAUGGCUAAAGAUUUAGCUAUACAAAAGACAACAAUUAAUGCUGAAACGGAUGUACCAGUUUUACUAUUUGAAGACAAUGGUUCACUUAUAUACAGCCCUGUUAGUAAGAUGAAAGAUCAAUGCAAUGCAAUUGAAAGAGGAAUGAAGGAUAUGAAGAGAAAAAGAGAAAAUCUUUCUCCUACUGGAGAACAAAUUGAAGACUGCUUGAACUCAAGUUAUGAUUAUCUUUGGGGAACUGAGAAAUUAAAGAGACAGAAAACAGAGGUAGUAGAACACUCCUGUGAUACUUGGACUGAUAGUUUUGUAUCCACAAGUGCAUCAGUGAAUUCUUCAUCACGGGGCAAUGAGCAAAAAAGCUUAACACCAAAACGACAUACCAGAAGUAGUUUAACAAAGAAACAGAUUAUACAGCACACUUUGGAUGACAAAUUGUCUUUAGAAAAGAAACAACCAAAGUUUCCAAAGAAAAAUCAGAAGAAUGAAAAGAGCAAGACUACUUCAAUUGUAAAUGAAAGUUCUCUUCUCAGGGACUUCGAUCAUAUUACUCCUUCCAAAAAAAUAGUGCAGCUAAAUACUGUUCCUUCUUUGAUUGACAGUCUCUCUAAUUCACCUAUGAAUAGUGAAGACUUAAAUACAUGUUCACUGGAUAAAAGCUUCCCUGUUGACAAAAAUGAUAGUAUUCUUGAAGUCAAGAAGAGGAAGAAACUACAACCAUUACCUAAUUUGAAGUUGUUUACCUCAGAACUGAGUGCAGCAGGGUCUAAAGGGCUCUUGCAAGCAGUAACUACUAGCAAGUCGUAUUGUACUGAAGAGGCUUCUUAUGAAGACUUCUUUUCAUCAUCUAAUUUAAAUGAAAAUCAGGUACAGAUAAGAGUGCCAGAUGAAUCACAGAGUCGUCCUGAAGUUUGUUGCAAAGACUCUUUUGCCAGCAGGGACUUCUGUCAUGUGAGUUUCUCUAAGCCACAUAAUACUACCAAGAAACAUAGGAAAAAGUCUAUUUCAGUGCAUGAUUUUCCAGUAAAGAAAAAAUUGGAACCAGCUAAACUUCCCAGAAACAUGCCAUUAAAUAUAUCAGGUGGCACUGCAGAGGCUCUAGAUUCUGGUGAUGUGAAUAGGCUGCCUCAGCAUGCUCAUGGAAAGUCCUACAGAAACAAUGUGAAUUACUGUGCUCAUACUACUGGUAAGUUACUACCUAGAGCUGGAAAAUCAAAAGAUAUCAUACUCUUACUUCUCCAAGUGAUAGAGGAGCCGACAAGGAGAGGUGCCAUGCUGGACCUUGUCCUCACCAACAGAGAAGGGCUGGUGGGGAAUGUGAAGCUCAAGGCCAGCCUUGGCUGCGGUGACUAUGAAAUGAUGGAAUUCAGGAUCCUUGGGGCAGUGAGGAGGGCACACAGCAAGCUCACCACUCUGGACUUGAGGUCAGCAGACUUUGACCUCUUCGGGGAUCUGUUUGGUAGAGUGAUGAAAAUGAAGUUUCAGAGUGUCAUGUUACUGAUGGCUCUUGCAAAGUUUUUAAUGAAUGAAAGAAUAAAUGCAAAUGGAGGAUUAAGAAAAGCUAGAAGACUCCGAACGCCAAAGGACUGGAAAGAAGCAUCUACUCUCCCCUUAACCUUUGGCUAUUCUAAUAGAAAAAGUCAGUCUCCAGUUUUGCUAACGAUCGCAGGCAGCAUCUGGGCUAAUCUCUGCCUUUCUUUUGGAAGAAACUGGAAUUUUAAAUUACAGGUUUUCUUUGUUGUAGGAAGCAGUAAUACAGUAAUUCAGGUGAUGAAAAGAACUUGGAGACUUUUGUUCUCAAAUGAUGUAUGUGGAACAAGAAGUCAUGUAGUUACUGGGGAUCCUCAUCAUACCUUGAAUGUUAUGCUGAGAAUUGCUCAUGGGUGUUGGAUUGUUUCUUAUGAAUGGGUUCUGUGGUCUUUGGAACUGGGCCAUUGGAUUUCAGAGGAACCAUAUGAGCUUUCGUCCAGCUUUCCUGCAGCUCCUGCAAAAGGUUGUAUUGCAACUCUAUUCAUGUUCUUGGAAGAGCAUAUGAAACUCAAGUCCAUGACAAGGUUUCUACAGUGUAGGAUCACGGCCUACAGACCAGAUAAGAUCUGCAGACUUCAGUGUCACCUAUCAACAAGAAAAUACUAGCAGAAUCUUUUUUCAAACCAGCCUGUCAUGUUUAUAUCUCCUACCAGUCAACCACCCUGCAAAAAGCUCAUUGAACUUAUACAGCUGUCAGGGGGGAAAAUACAUAAAGCCUCACAUCAGGCAAAAAUCUUUAUAAGAAAAAAAACAAGGAAAGAAGUACCAGGAAAUAAUAUAUUUAUCAUAAACAAGUGUAU